Molecule: messenger RNA, 1105 nt
Organism: Manduca sexta (tobacco hornworm)
Lineage: Eukaryota; Metazoa; Arthropoda; Insecta; Lepidoptera; Sphingidae
Gene: sro
Product: D-beta-hydroxybutyrate dehydrogenase, mitochondrial
Exons: 4
Coding region: 125-1036 (303 amino acids)
Molecular function (GO): oxidoreductase activity
Source: RefSeq, a predicted model, not a curated record
GAGAUCGUCAGUGUCUCCGUGACUGUUAUCCGCACAACUACUAUAUAAUUCCCAGUAAUCAUUUAUAGCAGUAAAUAACAUUUACUUCAAAUAAAUUAUUCGUAGGAUUAUUUUCUUACUUAAAAUGUCAAUAACACGAGUGGUGGCGAUAACAGGAUGCGAUAGUGGACUAGGAUGGGCUAUCGCGGCGCGGUCGGCCCGUGAAGGCCUUGUCACUGUUGCUGGAAUGUACCAAGGAGUAAACACACAAGCGGCAGAUAGCUUAAGGAAAUUAUACGCUCAUCCCUUCCCACUCGAUGUCAGGGACCCCGAGAGUGUCGCCGGCUUUCGUGAUUAUGUGAAGUGCCUUUUAAAAGAUAACCCCAACUACAAGCUUCACGCAAUCGUCAACAAUGCUGGCGUUAUGACGAUUGGCAAUUACGAAUGGCAGCCACCAUCCAUAAUCGAAAACACUAUAAAUGUUAAUCUACUCGGAGCCAUGAGAGUCGUCACCGCAUUUAUGCCAGAUCUUAGAAAAACUGCUUUAGAAAAACCGAUAUCGAAAACCCGUAUAAUCAACGUAAGCAGCCACUGUGGUUUGCAGCCGUUGCCGGGUUUUGGCGUAUACAGUGCUAGUAAAGCUGGCUUGCUGGCGUGGACACGAGCUUUACGGCACGAACACAGAGAACACGGCUUAAGUGUCGUUGCUUUUGUACCCGGAGGUUUCGUCGCAUCUAGCAACUUAUUAUCACAUCAAGGUACAUCUGGCGACGCAAUGUUGGAUCAUUUAAAUGAAGAGCAAAAAGCAUUCUACGGGAAGAAGAUCACAACUCUGAAUAAUUAUCUGAAACAAGCCCACUCCGCGCGUUUCGACUCUAUGCGAGACGAGAAUAUUCUAGAAACAUUCAUGGAAGUCCUAUUAAAAGAUAAUCCUAGGGAAUUGUACAAAGUAGAAUCAUGGCGAUACAUGUUUUAUUACAACCUGAUGAAAUUACCCUUACCAGAAUGGGGAUUGGCGUGGGUUAUUAAGAAAUUUCUUAGUUUUCCAGAUGUAUGAAAUUUGUAAAAACAAUAAUUUUGAUCUACAACUUUUAGUAUAAGUAAUAUAAUAUUAUAUACGCCUGUU